Molecule: messenger RNA, 1519 nt
Organism: Photinus pyralis (common eastern firefly)
Lineage: Eukaryota; Metazoa; Arthropoda; Insecta; Coleoptera; Lampyridae
Product: protein yellow-like
Exons: 1
Coding region: 16-1137 (373 amino acids)
Cellular component (GO): extracellular region
Source: RefSeq, a predicted model, not a curated record
AAAAACCAACUAAUAAUGUUUUACUUUUCAGAUCCUUCGGAUUCGCCAAAGCUCCGUCCGUACCCCAACUGGGAGGCGCACAAACUUUCACAAACCGAAGGCAGCGAUCCGCCCGAGAUUGUUUCGCCGUUUCGCAUCAGGGCGGAUCAGUGCGGGAGACUUUGGGUGUUGGAUACCGGAGUCGUCGACGCCUUGGGCGAUAUACGCUUCUACGCUGCCCAGUUACUCAUCUACGACCUGCACAAUGACGCCCUGCUGAGGCGCUACAUGAUACCAAAGGACCAGUACACCACCGACAGUCUUUUGGGGAACAUCGCCGUCGAGGACGAAAACUGCCAGGAUGCGUACGCGUACCUGGCCGAUUUGGGCGACGCCGGUUUGAUCGUGUACUCGUGGGCGAAUCAAACGUCGUGGCUAGUGAAGCACCACUACUUUAACAUGGACCCGAUGGCCGGCAAUUUCAACGUCGCUGGUUUGCAGUUCAGCUGGAGCGAUGGGAUUCUGGGCGUCGCGCUGUCUGCGCCCGACGCCGAGGGUUACAGUACGCUUUACUUCCAUUGCCUCACGGGCGUGCACCAGUUUUCGAUCAACACAAAAUUUUUGCGCAACCCCACUCUGGCCCAGAACAGCUUUAAGGAGUUCAAAGUGUUGGGUAGCCGAGGGCCCAGGGGUCAAAGCAACGUUUCAUUCCUCGACAAGAAAACGGGCGUCCUGUUUUACGCUUUGGUCAGCUUGAACGCCAUCGCCUGCUGGAAAACAACCAACCCCUCGUACACCAUGGAAUCACAAGGGCGAGUCUACAUGAGCAACGUCACCAUGGUCUUCCCGAACGACAUCAAGGUAGACGCCAACAACAACCUUUGGGUUCUCUCCGAUCGCUUGCCAAUUUUCAUGUACUCCAGACUGAACCAAAGCGAUGUCAAUUUCAGAAUACUCACCUCGCCGGUUGCGGAUGCCAUUCGCAACACGUCAUGCGACUCAAAAUUAGUAAUCUCCCCGGAACUGACCAACAGGAUUAAGCUCAACAUGCAGACCUCAACGACGGAAGCUCCGACAACGAAAGGAAACAGUUCCGAAAGUGUAACACUAACGCUUGCCCUUCUUUUGGCGGCUUUCUUCUCCGUAAGACUUAUUUAAUUGCAGUAUUGUCGUUAUACGAUUUAAUUUAAUGCGGCAUGUUAUUAUUAAUACUCCUAGUGCCAUUGAAUUCGCCGACGACAUUGACCAGAUUUGAUACGUCACAAUUUCGUCAACUUAGUGAAUGUAGUCGUCCCUAUCCUUAAUGGUAACAAGGUCUCGCGCCAUAUUAUCAAUCUAGUAUUUGUUUAUGUUUAGUAAUAAUGAUAAUAAUUUAUAAUUACGUCUGUCUAGCGAAUAAAAAUGCCAAAAAACUUACUCACCUGUACAUAUUGUGUUACCAGAUAUUACUUAAUUUAAUUAUAGUGUAAGGAUAAUUAUUACUUUUAUCGUCUUGUUUGUAUAUUUUGUUUUAUGUCUUGUAAUAAAUUACUUACUUGAA